CGUACAUACACACACACACACACACACACCCUCACACACACACACGCAUACACGAAGCUUACAUAAAAUCUAAGGAAAAAUCGAUGCGAGUGCAUUUAAAAUUCAACAAAGAAAAUCUGAAGUAGUUUACUUUACGCAUAAAAGUCAACAAAAAGGAGAACUCAUUAAUUAGUCCAGUGAAAAAAAGAAAAACGAUGACUAAUCAGUGACGCGAGCAUCGCUUACACAAUAUCUCCAUACUCGAUAUACAGAGAUACUUCCAUACAAGUAUUAAGGUGUACGAAUUUGAAAUUUGGUUGUCAUUUCUAAUUGUUCGAAUUGGAAAUCAGUGAACACAAAAUGGUCACUGAAAAUGGAGCUCAGGGCGAUGGCAAUACUUCCUUCCUGCGAGCAGCACGCGCUGGCAAUCUGGAGCGUGUGCUGGAACAUUUGAAAAACAACAUUGACAUUAACACCAGCAAUGCAAACGGUUUGAAUGCUCUGCAUUUGGCUUCCAAGGAUGGACACAUACACGUCGUCUCGGAGCUGCUGCGCAGAGGAGCGAUUGUCGACAGCGCCACCAAGAAGGGUAAUACGGCACUGCAUAUUGCCUCGCUGGCUGGACAGGAGGAGGUGGUGAAGCUACUGCUGGAGCACAAUGCCUCCGUCAAUGUGCAGUCUCAAAAUGGCUUUACGCCUCUUUAUAUGGCCGCCCAGGAGAAUCAUGAUGCUGUGGUGCGCCUACUCUUGUCGAACGGAGCCAACCAGAGUCUGGCCACCGAGGAUGGUUUCACUCCGCUGGCUGUGGCCAUGCAGCAGGGACACGACAAGGUUGUCGCCGUGCUCCUCGAGAGCGAUACGCGUGGCAAGGUGCGUCUGCCUGCCCUGCACAUAGCUGCCAAGAAGGAUGAUGUGAAAGCAGCCACCCUACUACUGGACAACGACCACAAUCCGGAUGUGACCUCCAAGUCGGGUUUUACUCCACUUCACAUUGCCUCGCAUUAUGGCAACCAGAACAUUGCCAAUCUGCUUAUCCAAAAGGGCGCCGAUGUCAACUACUCGGCCAAGCACAAUAUCAGUCCGCUGCAUGUCGCCGCCAAGUGGGGUAAGACCAACAUGGUCUCGCUCCUGCUCGAAAAGGGUGGCAACAUUGAGGCAAAGACCCGCGAUGGCCUCACACCACUCCACUGUGCCGCCCGCUCCGGCCACGAGCAAGUCGUUGACAUGUUGCUGGAGCGUGGAGCACCCAUUAGCGCCAAGACCAAGAACGGUUUAGCUCCACUUCAUAUGGCUGCCCAGGGUGAGCAUGUGGAUGCGGCGCGCAUCCUACUGUACCAUCGUGCACCCGUCGACGAGGUGACCGUCGAUUACCUGACGGCUCUGCAUGUGGCCGCCCACUGCGGACAUGUGCGUGUGGCGAAGCUACUCCUCGAUCGCAAUGCCGAUGCGAAUGCACGUGCUCUAAAUGGGUUCACGCCACUGCACAUUGCGUGCAAGAAGAACCGCUUGAAGGUCGUUGAGCUGCUGCUCCGACAUGGCGCCAGCAUCAGCGCCACCACAGAGAGUGGCCUGACUCCGCUGCAUGUGGCCGCCUUCAUGGGUUGCAUGAAUAUCGUCAUUUAUUUGCUGCAACACGACGCCAGUCCAGAUGUGCCCACUGUGCGUGGAGAGACGCCAUUACAUUUGGCUGCACGUGCUAACCAGACGGACAUCAUUCGCAUUCUCUUGCGCAAUGGCGCCCAGGUGGAUGCACGUGCUCGAGAGCAGCAAACGCCACUGCACAUUGCCUCGCGACUGGGCAAUGUGGAUAUUGUGAUGCUGCUGCUGCAGCAUGGUGCACAGGUGGAUGCAACGACAAAGGAUAUGUAUACCGCACUGCAUAUCGCAGCCAAGGAGGGUCAGGAUGAGGUUGCUGCUGUGCUGAUCGAGAAUGGGGCCGCUUUGGAUGCGGCCACCAAGAAGGGAUUCACGCCAUUGCAUCUGACGGCCAAGUAUGGGCACAUUAAGGUCGCCCAGUUGCUGCUGCAGAAGGAGGCGGAUGUGGAUGCGCAGGGCAAGAAUGGUGUGACACCGUUGCAUGUGGCGUGCCACUACAACAAUCAGCAGGUGGCACUGCUUCUGUUAGAGAAGGGCGCCAGUCCACAUGCUACGGCCAAGAAUGGACACACUCCGCUGCACAUUGCGGCCAGGAAGAACCAGAUGGACAUUGCCACAACGCUGCUGGAGUAUGGUGCUCAGGCGAACGCCGAGAGCAAGGCCGGAUUUACGCCGUUGCAUCUGAGCAGCCAGGAGGGGCAUGCGGAGAUCUCCAAUCUGUUGAUCGAACACAAGGCGGCCGUCAAUCAUCCGGCCAAGAACGGUCUAACCCCAAUGCACUUGUGCGCUCAGGAGGAUAAUGUUAAUGUGGCCGAGAUUCUCCAACGCAAUGGCGCCAAUAUCGAUAUGGCCACCAAGGCAGGAUAUACACCAUUGCAUGUCGCCGCCCAUUUCGGACAGGCGAAUAUGGUACGUUUCCUGCUGCAAAAUGGAGCCAAUAUUGAUAUGGCCACAAAGGCGGGCUAUACGCCACUGCAUCAGACCGCCCAGCAGGGACACUGUCACAUUGUCAACUUGCUGCUGGAGCACAAAGCGAAUGCCAAUGCUCAGACAGUUAAUGGCCAGACGCCAUUGCAUAUUGCUCGCAAACUGGGCUAUAUUAGUGUCCUCGACUCACUCAAAUCGAUUACCAAGGAGGAUGAGGCAGCCGCUGCAGCAGCGGCACAGAGCGAGGAAAAGUAUCGUGUCGUUGCGCCAGAGGCCAUGCACGAAUCCUUCAUGUCCGACUCCGAGGAAGAGGGUGGCGAAGACAAUAUGCUAUCCGAUCAACCUUAUCGCUAUCUGACCGUUGAUGAAAUGAAAUCCCUAGGCGAUGACUCGCUACCGAUCGAUGUGACCCGCGACGAGCGCAUGGACUCCAAUCGCAUGACCCAGAGUGGCGAAUAUGCCAGCGGAGUACCGCCCACCAUUGGUGAGGAGAUGAUCAGUCCGCACAAGGCACAGGUAUAUGGCAACUCGCCCAAGGCAACCGUCGACGGUGUCUACAUUGCCAAUGGAGCUAGCGGCGAUGAGCCACCUCAUGUGGGUCGCAAGCUGAGCUGGAAGAGCUUCCUGGUCUCGUUCCUGGUGGAUGCACGCGGCGGUGCGAUGCGUGGCUGUCGCCACAGUGGCGUCCGUAUGAUCAUACCGUCACGUUCCACCUGCCAGCCGACGCGGGUGACCUGCCGCUAUGUGAAGCCGCAGCGCACCAUGCAUCCACCGCAGUUGAUGGAGGGUGAGGCCCUGGCCAGCCGUGUGUUGGAGCUGGGACCAUGCUCGACCAAGUUCAUUGGGCCCGUGAUCAUGGAGGUGCCACAUUUCGCAUCGCUGCGUGGCAAGGAGCGUGAGAUCAUCAUUCUACGCUCCGAUAAUGGCGAAACAUGGCGCGAGCACACAAUAGACAACUCCGAGGAAGUCAUUCACGAUGUCAUGCAACAGUGCUUCGAACCGGAGGAGAUCGCCCAGUUGGAGGAGCAGGCUGGCAAUCAUGUGUGCCGCUUUGUCACCUAUGAUUUCCCACAGUACUUUGCUGUUGUGUCGCGCAUCCGUCAGGAGGUGCAUGCGAUUGGUCCCGAGGGUGGCAUGGUGUCCAGCACUGUUGUGCCGCAGGUUCAGGCCGUCUUCCCGCAGGGCGCACUGACCAAGAAAAUCAAAGUUGGCUUACAGGCUCAACCGGUCGAUCCGGAUCUAACUGCUAAGCUACUGGGUCGCGGCGUUGCCGUCUCACCGAUUGUAACGGUUGAGCCGCGCCGCCGCAAGUUCCAUAAGGCCAUCACACUGAGUAUGCCCGCCCCGAAGGCGCACAGCCAGGGUAUGAUUAAUCAGUACUCGGGCAAUACGCCCACUUUGCGUCUGCUGUGUUCGAUAACAGGUGUGUUUCGGAAAAGGUCUCUAAAAGGCGGACCAUCCCGAGCCCAAUGGGAGGACGUUACCGGAUCGACACCGUUGACAUUUGUCAACGACUGCGUCUCAUUUACGACCACAGUUUCCGCCCGCUUCUGGCUCAUGGAUUGCCGCAACAUUUCCGAUGCAACAAAAAUGGCAACAGAGCUCUACAAGGAGGUCAUUCACGUGCCCUUCAUAGCCAGAUUUGUGGUGUUCGCCAAGAAAAUAGAGCCGUUCGAGGCACGCCUUCGUGUCUUCUGCAUGACCGAUGAUCGCGAGGAUAAGACGCUUGAGAAACACGAACUGUACACGGAGGUGGCCAAGAGUCGCGACGUGGAGGUGCUCGAGGGCAAGCCGCAGUACAUUGAAAUGGCCGGCAAUCUGGUGCCGGUGACCAAAUCGGGCGAUCAGUUACAAUUGCAGUUCAAAGCCUUCCGUGAGAAUCGCCUGCCCUUCACGGUUCGGGUGAAGGAUCAGCAUGCGGAUAUCGUUGGUCGUACGCUGUUCAUGAAGGAACCCAAAGUUGCGAAGGGUGAACCACCCCAGCAACCUAUCUGCAUACUAAAUAUUGUACUGCCGGAAGCGGUCAUACCCGAUUCGACCACAGCGUUCUCGGAACGCGUCUCAUCUGCCUAUCGCACCUCGAUGUUCAGCCUAAGCAAACAUCAAAACGAUCACUAUAUUGGUGAUAUACGCAUUGUAGAUCUGUCCAAUUUGUUGGGCAAAGACUGGAUACAACUGGCACCGGAAAUAGGCAUAACGACGGAUGAGAUCGACGAUAUUAUUAAUCACAAUACCGACAGUAUUGCGCGGCAGGCGCAGAGCAUGAUUCGUUUGUACAAAGACAAGCCCAACUACGAUAUCCUGGCACUGGAAACAGCGCUAAAGAAUAUUGGACGCGACGAUAUUAUGAAGAAGUGCAAGAGUGGACGACUAUCGCAUUCACGCGAGUUUGACGAGGCCGAUCUCAUGAAGAACUCAGAAUCCGUAGAGGAGUUGGUUCGCAGAGAAAGCAAGCGAAUCCAGCAAAUUAACGAACGCGAAGAAGUGAAAUACUCUGCCGAGGAGAAGGAAGUCGAAGAGUCGGAGUCCGAUGAGGAACCUGCUAAACGAACCGUUGCCGAACGCCGGGAAAAAAUAGUUAAACGUCUUUCGGUGGAACGCUCCAUACCGGCCUCAACCCAAAAGAAAGAGAUCACAAAAGAGAUAACUGAAAUCAAGCGCAAGAGUUUGAUUGAGGACAAGAAGGCACAUCAUGAAUCCGAAAUCAUGAUGCAGCUACCCGCAGAUAAUGUCAUCAUCAAAACAGCCACCGUGCCCGAGCAGGUCAUCAAGAUGAAGAUGGGCAAAAUGGACUCGACCGAAGUGAGCAAGACCGAGUUCGAUAGGGAGUUAACACAUAAGCUGAAAACGUCCGGUCGCAGCUCUGAGGAGGAAGAUUUGCCCUCGCCGGACAAAAUUGAUAAGAUUGUGCAGGAUAUCAGCACCGCUGAGAAGACAGAAAAGAAGGACCUGGCGACCACCAGCAGUGGCCGAGUGGUUACCAUAACUCGUCAGGAAGCACGAGAUAUGACCGAAGACUUCUUGGAAUUCGAGAAACGAAGCCAGCUCCCAGCUGUCGAGACAACUGUAACAAUUCAUGAGAAGUUCGUGGAGGAGAUCAAGGAGAAGACCAGUCCAGUGGCAACGAUGCCCCAGGAAGCAAUUAGGGAAGUCGAACAGGUUAUCAGUGAGGUAACCGACACUGCCAGUAAGAAGGUGGAAAAUAUCAUAAGUUCCUUCGAGACGGGCAAACAGGAGAUCAAGGAGAAGAGCACAGUGUUAUCCAGUGAGAUUGCCACUGAAACAACGAAGAUCAGCGAGACCAUAAAGCAUCUGCAGGAUGUCCAGUCAAUGCCCACGGAACAGAUAACAAAGACUGUGCAAAUUGUCGAAAGCACAAAAAUUGAUGAAAAAAUUGCUGAUUUCGAGGCCAAGAAGGUUAAAUACGAUUUCCAUGGUGGCGAGCCAAAGACACAUAUACCGAAACUUGUAAGGAAACCAAGUGAGGAACUGAUCAAAUUGGCAAGGAAACCCAGUGAGGAACAAAUCAAACUGGCAAGAAAACCCAGUGAGGAACAGAUCAAACCAACAGCGGCUCCACGUGCCACAGCGGAAACUGAGUUCGACAAGCCAGUGGAAGCUAAGCAGGACAAGCCUCUGUCCAAGAUUCCAGUGAAGACUGGUGAGGCCGCCAAGAUUCCUGAAGUAGAUGCACGAAAGCUAACUCAAGAUUUCCUGCAAGCAGAGCAGAAGAAUCAAUUGGUGUCCCAGCUCAUAGCCGAGCCAAAAGCAGCCCCAGUUGCUGAGCCCAAAACAACUCCAGCUGCAAGCAAAAUACCUAAAGUAGAACCCAGGAAAUCCGUGGAAAAGUUAGUCGAAAGAGAGACGAAAGUCUUUGACGACAUUGUAUCAUCUACCACUACCAUUAUGACUUCUGGAAUGGGCAGCGAACUACCCAAACAACAACCGGAAAUUGCAGCCAAGGCCGAAACUUUGACUGAAAAAGUCACCGAACUUAUUGAAACUUUCCAUAAAAUCGAGGACAAAGUAACCAAAACUGACAAGCCUGCAGAAAUAGCUAGCAAAUUGGGAGAGUUCGGUGGUAAAGUUGAAGAAUCUUUGAUUACGAUUCAGCAAGAAAUGCCCAAAUUAUCGCCCAGCAAGGAAGAUAAAGUGGCAGAGAAGGUUGCCGAGGUUGUCGACACACUCCACAAGAUUGAGGAGAAAAUUGUUCUUGAUGCUCGCAAGCAUACUCAUGAUUUUCUCAGCAUGGAACAGCAAACUCAACUGCCCAGUCUACCCACUGCUCCUGAGAAGAUGCUCCUCUCUAGUCAAACAUCCACAACUUCCGAGCCGGAAUCCGUGAUCUCUGUGAAGCCAGCGCCAACCUUAAUGUCCGCCAGCAAGGAAGAUAAAGUGGCAGAGAAGGUUGCCGAGGUUGUCGACACACUCCACAAGAUUGAGGAGAAAAUUGUUCUUGAUGCUCGCAAGCAUACUCAUGAUUUUCUCAGCAUGGAACAGCAAACUCAACUGCCCAGCCUACCCACUGCUCCUGAGAAGUUGUCCAGCCAGACAUCCACAACUUCCGAGCCGGAAUCCGUGAUCUCUGUGAAGCCAGCGCCAACCUUAAUGUCCGCCAGCAAGGAAGAUAAAGUGGCAGAGAAGGUUGCCGAGGUUGUCGACACACUCCACAAGAUUGAGGAGAAAAUUGUUCUUGAUGCUCGCAAGCAUACUCAUGAUUUUCUCAGCAUGGAACAGCAAACUCAACUGCCCAGUCUACCCACUGCUCCUGAGAAGAUGCUCCUCUCUAGUCAAACAUCCACAACUACCGAGCUGGAAUCCGUAAUCUCUGCGAAGCCAGCGCCAACCUUAAUGUCCGCCAGCAAGGAAGAUAAAGUGGCCGAGAAGGUGGCCGAGGUUGUCGACACAUUCCACAAGAUUGAAGAGAAAAUUGUUCUUGAUGCUCGCAAGCAUACUCAUGAUUUUCUCAACAUGGAACAGCAAACUCAAUUGCCAAGCCUACCCACUGCUCCUGAGAAGAUGCUCCUCUCUAGUCAGACAUCAAUAGCUUCCGAGCCGGAAUCUGAGAUCUCUGUGAAGCCAGCACCGCCUAGCAAAAUACCAGUAGUGGAAACCAGAAAGACACAAGUCGAGGAAAUCUCAAAAACAGCUGAGAAGACAACACAGCCGAAAGAGGAAUCCUUCAAUGAACGUCAGCUGACAUUUGACUUCCUUAAUAUGGAACAACAAACUCAGCUGCCGUCUCAGCCGCAAAAGAGCGUAAUUAAUGAAUUACUUGCCGCAACAGCACGCGUUGAAUCGACCAUAUUGCCAGAAAUCCUGCAGCCAAAACUAGCUACCGUAGAGCCUACCGUUAUCGGUAAGAUUGAAACUACCACUUACAUGGCGCCAAAAGCAACAAUACUGGAGCCAGAGGCAAAAAUCGCCACCAUUGGAGAUGGCAUUGAGUCCGCGGCACCCAUUGGUGAAGUUUCACCAUUUACCACACGCAAAUUGACUGCUGAUUUCCUUGCCAUGGAGCAAGAAACUCAGCUGCCCAUCUCAGCUAAGAAGAUCAGCGAAUUCGAAAGCGAUACUUUUGGCAAGCGAUCCACUGUGCCAGUGACCGAUAUCAUCAUCGAUGAGGGUCUCUGUCCACCACUGCCCAUUGAGCCACGCAAAUCGCUUACCGAUGCCGAAUUCUGCAAAUAUGUGGGUGACACGAUUACCAAAAAGAUGAGCGAGGGUUUAAUUGAAAUGACUGAUGAACUCAUACAAAUCGCGAGUGACAUUCCACACUCCCAAACUCCACCACCCACACCAAGUGAUGCAAAAACUGAGAAGCAGAAUGAGCAGAGCAACAUUGGCAGCCUAGAGCAUGAUUAUCUUGCCGACACUGUAACGACAUUGCAUUCAACCACAGAGUCGACGUUUGAGCGCGUUGCUGCCAUUUCGACAGUUGAGGGCCUUACAAAAACAACAACAACAUUUGGCCCAAUCAUUCUGCAUACAGAGCAAAUAUCACAAGAAAUUGGUGAUGUUGGUGAAGUUGGUGAAGGUGAUGAAGGCGAAGAUCUUGUGGCACGCAUUCGCGAGGAAGCCAAAAUUCUAGUUGAACACGUGCUCGAAGAGAGCGUUGAUUACAUUGAAAGCCAGGGGGAUCAGCCCAAUGGCCAUGAUUCCAUAAGGCUUGAAUACAAUUCAGAGAGUGAAAACUAUGCUAUAACAUGCGAUGAUAUUGUCGGCGUUGAUGUCAUCAAAUCGCCAACCAUUGAGUCCAUGUCCGGCAAAUCUUUCGAUGAUAAUAUGAGUUUCACCGACGAAAACAUUAAUUUACCCUUGCAUGCCCAAAACAUAACAACAACCAUAACAACAACAACAACAACUGGUACUGGUACUGGUACAGUAACCACGCAGUUCCAACAACAGCAAUCGUCUGCAACAACAACAAAAGUGCCUAGUGAAGAUCCCGAUGAUCAAUUGGAUGUGCGUACUAGACGCAUCGCGUAUAAGAUCGAAAAGCUAUCCGAUGAUUUAGAGGAUGUGAGCGAACGAUUCGAUGAGGCAUUCCAAACGGUCGUCCAAGAGGAUGAGAUAAGUGCCCUGCAGGGUGAAUAUUCGAAGCUCAGUUGGGACGAUAGUGUUUCGCCCACUACAAACACAAUGGCCGAUAUGGCACAGACUCAAUUAACGCCUGAUACUGAUAUGCAAGAGUUGAACACAGAAACAGGCGGCGAUUUACCAAUCUCAGCUGAUACCACCCCCAUACCACCGUCAACUGUUGUAACAGCAACAACAACUACAACAACAGCCGCAGUUACUUCAGCUGAAACGCUGGUUGAAACCGAUACAUUCACGACCAUGACCACGACCACCAGUCACGACACACCCACACCAAAACCGCGCGUACUCAAAGCAAGUCCCCCCGACUCCAUCUCAGAUGGCACCGAUAGCACCACCACCAUUCCAAAUCAAGUGCAACCAUCCGACUUACCGAUCGAUAUAGGUUUUGAUGCCGGCACACCAGUUCCGAAACCACGUGCUCCCAUCAAGCACUCAGAUCAAUUCGAGAAUCUGGCUGCAUUGGGUGAGCAAUCGGAUAGCAUUAGUCUGCGUAGUUUAGAUUUUACGGAGGAACUCUCCAAAACAGAUGAGCCCUCCACAGAGUUGUCGAUUCGGUCUCAGCUACGGGAUAUAGUCACAACGACAACAACCACAACAACUGCCUCGGAGGAUCACACGGAGAGCUUCGAGCCAACAAGCGAGAUUUCAGUGGACGAUGUUGACACUGAAAAAUCGGAAGGUGCCGAGAAGACAACUAGCUUUUACAUUGGCGAAUCGAGUCGGAAUGUGAUUACCAAAACUUCAACGAGAUCUCCAAGUAUGACCCCGCAGGAUGAACAGGCUGCAACCGAUAUGAAUAUUGAGGCCAAGGACAUAAGUAUGAUGAAGGAGAUAUCCGUUGACUCGGAUGAAGCAAAUGACGCAUUCAAAGAGUAUGUUACCAUGAAACCCGAUGAUCCCAUCGCCAUGGAUAGCAAAAUAGUCAGGCAAAGUUCAGAGACCAGAAAUGAUAUAUUGGAAUUUGAAAAUGCCGACAAAGAUAAAUCUGGGGAUGCCAAGCUCUCUAAAGUAACCACCGAGGAGAGCCUGACAACUUCAACUGGGUCAAGUGGUCGUGCCAUUAUCGAGGUAGCACCUUCAAGUAGUGAAGAUCCCGAUGAAUCCAGCAAAGAAAUUCCGGAGAUAGUCAAUACAGUCGCUGAAAAGACAGACAAAUUCGAGCUGCCCCUAGAGAAAAGCGAAUGGGAAAUAUCUGAAAAGGAAAUUCCCACUGAGAGUAAACCAAAAGUGGUGCACUCGCCACAACAACCACAGUCAUCCACAGAGAAAAAUGUCAUUGACGAGCUGCUGGUAAGUCAGCCAAUUGCAGAGAUCCAAGAAUCCGGGGAGUUAGUCAGAAAAGAAUUUGAGCUUAGCAGUGUGGCUCAAGACUUCACUACUGAAGGUGGGCAUGAGGAUGUGUCAUCGUUCAUAGGCAUACCCGAGAUGCAAGCUUCCACAAUAGAUAGCACCCAGCCACCGGACGGUCUCUUCGAUACCACAAUCAAGGAGACAUUAAACAAACAAGCAGCUAUGGCUCAUUAUGCCAAAGAUGUGUUCAGCCAAGUGGAACGGCGUGAUGAUCAUGGAUCUCUCGGAUUUGUCUCAACAGGCACCGCAGAAGAUUUUAGCUCAAUGGAGGAACACUUGGCAAAAGAAGAACAAGGCUCCCUUGGAUUUAUAUCCACUGAAACUGCGGAAGACUUUAGUUCCAUGGAGGACUAUUAUACAGAGAAACUAGCGACUGCUUCUGUAGUCGCUGAAGGAAGUAUUGCAGCAGAUAAAUCGACGGCCAGUGCUUUUGAAGAGGCCAUUUCAGAUCAGAGUAUUAAAGCCGUGGAUUUGGUAGUUCAUCGCAUUAAAAGUGAUUCAUCGCCAGAAUCCGCCAACCGCUGGUCCAUUCCAGACGUUGACAACUCCAGUUCCAGCGAGAGCUAUCCGAAAAGCUUUGAUAAAACCCAGAGUCGUCCACUUUCAUCGGAUGUGGAAAACUUGCUCACCGGCACUGGCACUUCCAGCGAAUACCAAACCGCCAGAGACUUCACAUCCACCUGUCGGGAUGGCACCGAAUAUGUGAGUGCAGUAAGUACUCUGGGCAGCAGCAGUGGCAAGUCGAUUAGCUCCCACGAGAGCAUGCGUAGCUUGGACUCCCAGUCGGAAACAUCAGCGAAUCUAAUAAGCAUUGAUGUCUCCGAAUUGUCCGAGACUCUGGUAGCAUCAUCGACAGAAGCUGAUGCCCUGGAGGCGGAGGAAAUGGCACGACUCCAAGAAUUGCGCACUGAUGACGAUGAUGAUAGCGAUGAGAGCCUGGAUAUGAUAGCUUCGUCGUAUCCCACCCCUGCCGAGCAGCAAAGCUCAAUGAAGCGUUCGCAGGAGAUGAUUUUCAAACCCAAAUCAGAAUUGCAAUCAGAUGAAACCGAGCAGAUUGAGGAAUAUUCCAAGCCGAAGGAAAUCGAACGUACUUGGGGUCUAGCAUAUCCCAUUGAGGAAAAGGAGGGCAAAGUUGAUAGUCCACGGGAUAGCGAAAGGGGUGAAGACAUCCUGCUUUAUCACGGCGAUGCAAGACGUUCGAUUGAUGAAUCAAAACUAGCCUCAAGCUUGGAUGAGGGCAGUAUACUCUCAGUUAGCAUGUCGAGUACAUCGAAUAUCGAUACGGUUGUGGAGAACUUUGACGAUAUAGUCGGCUCUGCCGGUUCAUCAUCGUUGACGGGCAUUGAAGGUUUUCAGUAUGCUCACGAUGAGCAAAUCGCAUCCGCUUCCAUGCCCGAGGACACAACAUUUGUCUUGGAGAUGGAAAGCAAGGAUCAGUCACCACAGGACUCAAAUGCCAGUACACCGCCUGGUGGUGAAUCGAAGAGACGCGGCCAUAAACGCAGUGAAAGUACCACAAUUUCUGGCGAUGCGUUGAAAAACUUGGAUAAAGAAGCCUCAUCACCCGGCGAGGGCAAGGAAUCGGAAAGCGAAUCCGAUACAGAUCCCUAUGAAUCUGAAUAUGCACGGCAGUUCCGCUCGCCAAAAGAACGCAAGAGCAAGAAAAAGAAGCAAGCCGCCGCUGAAAUGGAUCACAGCUCCGAGCUAGAGAAACGCCCAUUUACACCAUCCCAACUUGUGGCCGAGAUCAUUGUGGAGGAUGACACCGAAGAGCAGGAGGCCGAAGCAGCUAUGAUUGAAGAACGACGUCCAUCUCAAAAUAUGCAAAACUAUUCAAAUAUACCCGACAUUAUGGUAACCGAGGAUGUGAAGUCGCCCAUUUUGGAAGAGGGCGCCGAUGAAUUCCCCGAGAAGUCGCUCUACAAAGCGCGCACCGAAGAGGAACUAAACAAGGCAACGGAUGUGGAUGUGUAUCAGAAGGCCAAGGCUGAGGAAAAGGAGCUGGACUUCCAGAGACGUGUCCAGGAGCAGUACAAACAGAAAUUGGAGGAGCUCAAACGUGCUGAAGUUGGCGCCGAUUACGAGGAUAGUCGCGCAGCCGAUUCACCGGACUCCUUUGAAAUGGUCGAACAACCCGAUAUAUCCGAUGAAUUUGUCAUCAUCGAAGAGGUAGCCAAAGAAGCCAAUGAAGUGGAUCUGGGUGGCAAGAGCAUAAAGAUAAAUCCCAUUAAAUUAGAACAAAAACACGAUCAAGAUGUUGAAAAGAUCAUUAUCAAAUCAGCACCAGCUGAUCCCAAACUCGGCUCACAACUGUACAAGGAUGACCUCAACUUUGAGUUCGAGGAGAGUCCGCCAACGGGAGCCAGCAGUAGCAGCGAUCAGCCCGAGGAGAGUGAUUCGAGUGACACAACUGCGGCCAAUAAGCGAUGGGUCGAGAUGCAGCUGACGGAUACCCAGCUGCGUUAUCCCUACGAUUUGACGGGCGCUGUGCUCGAGGACAUCAAGGAGGAGGAUGGUGAAUUUGAGGUGGGCAGCAGUCGAAUUAGCAGUUUCAAGGACUCAUUCUCGAGCACACCAGAAUAUGACUUGGCAGCGCGUCGCUAUCAUUCCCGCGGCGAACACGAUGACGUCUCCAUGAGCAGUCUGCAGGAGUUCGAGUCACUGGAGCAGGCCAUCUCACUAGAGAAUCGAAAUCGCGCCCACCAGGGCUCCACGGACUCGAGCAACGGCAGCUUUACGCGCCGCUAUAUGGUGCGGCACAGUGGAAGCGGUACAGCGCCUGGCGAUGAUGUUUCCAUAUCCAGUUUGAAGGAUUUCGAGGGACUGGAGAGUGCAUGCAUUGAAGCGCAUCUGAUUGAGAUCAAGGCCAAGGAGGAAGCGGCGAUGCUAUCGCGCUCCGAUGAAUCCAAUAAAUCGAAUGGUAGUGAUAACGGUGCUAGCGGAAAUAUGGUGGUCACCAAAGUGACUCGCACUGUAACCCGGACGGAAGUUUUGCCCCCUGUCCAAGCAGAUAAUCUGGAACUUUUGCUCAAGCAACAGCUGGAAAGGGAUGAAUUUGACUCGAAGGCUGUUAGCGGAAGUGUAAAACUUGGCGAUGUGACAGCCACAGAGCUGGAUGCAAAGUCGAAGAUUGACAGUCAGGACUCUGAAAAGGAUAGCAUCGAUAGCAUGGAGAUUAGGAGUCAUGAUAUGAUGACCAGCAGCAUAGAAAGCUUCGAUAUAUCGAAGGAUGCCACGACACGCUCAGACAUUGAUUCGCUGGAGAUUGACAAGCGACAUUCGCGACAGGAGAGUAUCGAAUCCUUUGGCGAUGAGCAGCUUGAUCUAAUGUCCAAGCUGGUCAGCGGCGGUGGAGUGACAUUAGGUGAUGGCUUGACCACAACAACGACGACAACAACCACCAGCACGGAUGCUGAUGGGCAGGAACAUACAGUGAUAACCACGACGACGACUAUCUCCGGUGUCGGCUGCAUUCAAGAUUUGCCCAUGGAUGAGAGUGGCAUGUCAAAGGACAUAUCCGUUGAUUCGCUAAAUCUGUGCAUGGAGCAAACAACAAGCUCCGCUGGCACUACGGCCACGUAUCAGACAAGCGCUGGGAAUUCCCAGAUGUCUGGUAGUGUUACUAGUUGUGCUUCAAGUACGCUCAUGGAGGAUUCAUUUCCUGGUGUGGGUGGUAUGUCGUCCUCACAAAUGUCAGCUAGUUUCUGGUCCCAUGAUGAGUCAACGGUGGUUGAGGAUGAGGAUCUAAGGGAACAACAACCACAACCACAACAACAGCAACAACGCCAGUAAAGAUGAGAAGGAAAGAAUUAAUUUAGAAUGGGGCUUGAACAAUGACUAAAAAUAUUUGGCUAG
Molecule: messenger RNA, 14310 nt
Organism: Drosophila grimshawi
Lineage: Eukaryota; Metazoa; Arthropoda; Insecta; Diptera; Drosophilidae
Product: ankyrin-3
Exons: 20
Coding region: 340-14247 (4635 amino acids)
Biological process (GO): signal transduction
Molecular function (GO): protein binding
Source: RefSeq, a predicted model, not a curated record